GCUAUAUAUAGGCGUCAUCCGGAGUCGCGGGCCUCUUUCUGCCCGAUCGCUGAGAGGCCUCCAUACGGCGUUGUCACCGUGUUUCCUGUCGUUGCUUUUAAAGGAAACUUUCACAAUGUCCGGAGGCCUUGAUGUCCUGCAAAUGAAGGAGGAGGAUGUCCUCAAAUUCCUUGCUGCAGGAACCCACUUGGGAGGUACCAAUCUAGACUUCCAGAUGGAACAGUACAUCUAUAAAAGGAAGAGUGAUGGCAUUUACAUCAUCAAUCUGAAGAGAACCUGGGAAAAACUGCUUUUGGCUGCCCGCGCCAUCGUUGCAAUUGAGAACCCUGCUGAUGUGAGCGUGAUCUCCUCCAGGAACACCGGACAGCGUGCUGUUCUGAAGUUUGCUGCUGCAACCGGCGCGACACCUAUAGCUGGCCGUUUCACUCCUGGCACUUUCACCAAUCAGAUCCAGGCUGCCUUCCGCGAGCCCCGCCUUUUGGUGGUCACUGAUCCAAGGGCUGAUCAUCAGCCUCUGACCGAGGCAUCUUACGUAAACAUCCCCACCAUUGCCUUGUGUAACACCGAUUCUCCCCUGCGCUAUGUGGACAUUGCUAUCCCAUGCAACAACAAGGGGGCUCACUCAGUUGGUUUGAUGUGGUGGAUGUUGGCUCGGGAGGUCCUCCGCAUGCGUGGCACUAUUUCCCGUGAACACCCAUGGGAGGUUAUGCCUGAUCUCUAUUUCUACCGGGACCCUGAAGAGAUUGAAAAGGAAGAGCAGGCUGCAGCUGAGAAAGCCGUUACCAAGGAGGAAUUCCAAGGCGAAUGGACCGCUCCCGCACCCGAGUUCACUGCUCCUCCUGCACAGCCUGAGGUGGCUGAUUGGUCCGAGGGGGUACAAGUGCCAUCUGUGCCAAUACAGCCGUUCCCAGCUGAAGAUUGGAGUGCGCAGCCAGCCACUGAAGAUUGGUCCGCAGCUCCCACAGCUCAGGCAACUGAGUGGACGGGGACUACCACAGAGUGGUCAUAAUAUAUUCAGCUGCAGGAGUUCAUGAACACAGUGGGGAAAAAACAGAAAUAAAGAUCUUUCUUAUGAUU
Euleptes europaea (tarantolino) is the source of this 1077-nucleotide messenger RNA. It is a transcript of the gene RPSA, whose product is annotated as ribosomal protein SA. The transcript is spliced from 7 exons. Gene Ontology annotation, molecular function: structural constituent of ribosome; laminin receptor activity. Gene Ontology annotation, cellular component: cytosolic small ribosomal subunit; 90S preribosome; ribosome. Lineage: Eukaryota; Metazoa; Chordata; Lepidosauria; Squamata; Sphaerodactylidae. Bases 116 to 1009 code for a protein of 297 amino acids. The record is from RefSeq and is a predicted model, not a curated record. Gene Ontology annotation, biological process: cytoplasmic translation; ribosomal small subunit assembly.